AUGGCCUUCACAGACCCGCUGGACGCCCUGGGUGGCAUGGGUGGCUUCCAGCUGGUCUACGCGGCCCUGCUGCUGCCGUCCUGCAGCCUGCUGGCCUGCCACACGAACCUCACGGCCGCCCCGCCCCGCCACUACUGCCAAAGGCCCGCCAACCACACUGCAGCCGCUGUCAAUGGCUCGGGGGCCUGGCUGAGGGCCACCGCACCCCUGGGCAUGCUUGGGGCCCCCGAGCCAUGCCGGCACUUCACGCAGCCUCAGUGGGCCCUCCUGGGCCCCGACACCUCCGUCCACGGGGCGGCCACCAAGGGCCACAAGGACGACUUGGUCUACAGCCUCAGUGUUUUCCCGUCCACCAUCGUGAUGGAGAGGGAUCUGGUGUGUGAGGCCCACGCCCCCCGAGACCUGGCUCAGUCCGUCUACAUGGCCGGGGUGCUGGUGGGUGCCGCAGUGUUUGGCAGCCUUGCAGACAGGCUGGGCCACAAGGUCCCCCUGGUCUGGUCGAACCUGCAGCUGGCAGUUUCGGGUGCAGCCACAGCGGACUUCUGCUCCUUCGGCGCCUACUGCUUCUUCCGUUUCCUGAUGGGCAUGACCUUCUCUGGCAUCAUCUUAAACUCCCUCUCGCUGGUCGUGGAGUGGAUGCCCAGCUGGGGCCGGACGGCGGCGGGGGUCUUGCUGGGGUACUCCUUCACCUUGGGUCAGCUCAUCCUGGCCAGGAUGGCAUACCUGAUCCACCCCUGGCGGUGGCUGCAGUUUGCUGUCUCUGUUCCUUUCCUCAUCUUUUCCCUCUACGCUUAGUGACUGCCUGAGUCAUUCCGAUGGCUCCUCCUUCAUGGCAAAUCCCAACUAGCUCUGCAGAACCUGCGGAAGGUGGCUGCAAUGAACGGGAGAAAGGAGGAAGGGGAAAGGCUGACCAAGGAGGUGGUGAGUUCCUACAUCCAGAGUGAGUUUACAGCUGUUCCCCCCUCCGACUCGGUCUUGGACCUCUUCCCAACCCUGGCCAUCCGUAAGGUCACGCGCUGUCUCAUGGUGGUCUGGUUCUCCAACUCCCUGGCUUACUAUGGCCUGGCCAUGGACCUGCAGAAGCUUGGGUUCAGCGUAUACCUGGUGCAGGUCCUGUUCGGGGUCAUAGACAUUCCGGCUAUGCUGGUGGCCACCACCACCAUGACUUACGUGGGCCCCCGGGACACCGUGGCCUCCUUCCUCAUCCUGGCCAGGCCCAUGGUGAUCGCAAACUCAUUUGUGCCAGAAGAUAUGCGGACCCUGCACACGGCCAGCUCCUUCAUCUACGUGUACCUGUCCACGGGAGAGCGGUACCCCACGGAGAUCAGGCAGAUGGGGAUAGGCUUCGCCUCGGUCAACUCCCUUCUCGGGGGCCUGGCGGAGCCCCUGGUCACCACGCUCGGGGAGUUCAGCGCCGCCCUGCCACCCGUGGGUUUCGGGGCCACCACGAUCCUGGCUGGGCUGGCCGUCUGCUUCCUGGCUGAGACCCGCAACGUGCCCCUGGUGGAGACCAUCGAGGCGAUGGAGAGGAGGUGA
Molecule: messenger RNA, 1536 nt
Organism: Physeter macrocephalus (sperm whale)
Lineage: Eukaryota; Metazoa; Chordata; Mammalia; Artiodactyla; Physeteridae
Gene: SLC22A20
Product: solute carrier family 22 member 20
Biological process (GO): transmembrane transport
Cellular component (GO): membrane
Molecular function (GO): transmembrane transporter activity
Source: RefSeq, a predicted model, not a curated record